AUGGAAGAGCAGGCUCGGUCCUUAUUGACCCAGCAGCAGAAUGCAAGAUCGCUGGGGUCUCGAGGGGAUAUGUCGCACCUGCCACUGCACGGCAUCACCGUGCUCAGCCUCGAGCAGGCCAUCGCCGCCCCCUUUGCCACAAGACAGCUCGCCGACCUCGGCGCCAGGGUCAUCAAGGUCGAGAGACCCGUCAUCGGCGACUUUGCCCGUGCCUACGACACCAGGGUCGACGGGCUCGCCUCCCACUUUGUCUGGACAAACAGGUCUAAGGAGAGCCUGGCGCUCGACCUGAAACAGCCCCGAGACCUCGACGUCGUCAAGAGGCUGCUUAAAAAGACCGACGUCCUCGUCCAGAACCUCGCCCCUGGAGCAGCCGACAGGCUCGGCCUGUCCUUUGCCAAGCUCAAGGACGAGCACCCCCGGCUCAUCGUCUGCGACAUCUCCGGCUACGGCGACAGCGGGCCCUACCGCGACAAGAAGGCGUACGACCUCCUGGUGCAGAGCGAGGCGGGCAUGCUGUCCGUCACCGGCACCGAGUCGGAGCCGGCCAAGGUGGGCAUCUCCAUUGCCGACAUUGCCUCGGCCAUGUACGCCUACACGAACAUCCUCGCCGCCCUCAUGAAGCGCGACAAGUCCGGAAAGGGGUCGAGGGUCGACAUCUCCAUGCUCGAGUCCAUGGCCGAGUGGAUGACUUUCCCCCUGUAUUACACUUACAAGGGCCAGCCGGGCCCCAAGCCCAUGGGCGCGUCUCAUGCUUCGAUUUAUCCUUACGGCCCCUUUGAGACUGGCGACGGCGGCACAGUCAUGCUGGCAGUGCAGAACGAGCGCGAGUGGGCCAACCUGUGCUCGGUCGUCCUGGAGGAUGCCGAUGUCGCUAAGGAUCCGCGCUUCAUCAGCACUUCCGCUCGGAACCAGCACCGGGACGAUGUCAAGAAGACCAUUCUUGGAAAGUUUGCAACUCUCUCGGCAGACGAGGUCCUGGCGCGGCUUGACAAGGCCGGAGUGGCCAACGCGAAGGUCCGUGACAUGGACGAAGUCUGGGGACAUGAGCAGCUCCAAGCCAGAGGCCGGUGGACCAACAUCAAUACUUCUGUCGGUGUGGUUCCGGCACUGUUGCCGCCAGGAAUAAGUAGCACAGCCGACGUCAAGUUGGAGGAAGUUCCAGAGGUAGGUCAACAUAACAAAGCAAUAUUUGCUGAGUUGGGUGUCGAGGAAUAG
Molecule: messenger RNA, 1218 nt
Organism: Microdochium trichocladiopsis
Lineage: Eukaryota; Fungi; Ascomycota; Sordariomycetes; Xylariales; Microdochiaceae
Product: CoA-transferase family III domain-containing protein
Exons: 2
Coding region: 1-1218 (405 amino acids)
Molecular function (GO): catalytic activity
Source: RefSeq, a predicted model, not a curated record